AUGAAAGUAAAUCCUCGUCUGACGGGCUGCCAUGGAAUGAAUGAGAUUCUUAUUCGGCAGUCGAGCGGUGAUUCGGAGGAAUCGCCGUUCGACUCACUUGCAGCAGAGCAACUGGUGCGCACUUCCAUACGCAAGCGAACUGCGCGGUGCAACACCUUGGUUCCACGAGCACCCACGAGCGGCGCUGAAUGUGCCGGCUGCCACGCGAUCCGAGUGUCCUAUUACAAUCCGACAUUUGCUCAGGGUUGGGAUGACGUCAGCUUUCACGGGUCUUCGCAAAUCCCCACGUCCAACUUGGACGCCCUGGCGGCAGAUGGCGUCAUACUCAACGCCCUGUACGCCAUGCCUGCCUGCACGCCUUCGAGAUCGGCGCUCAUGUCCGGUCGCUACCCGAUACGCACAGGCACUCAAGGCGUACCCCUCGAGGUAGGGCAGCCUUGGGGCCUGCCCCAGGAUGUGCCGAUUUUGCCCGAGCACCUCCGAAAACUCGGCUACGAAACUCACCUGGUUGGCAAGUGGCAUCUCGGCGCCCACAAGACAAGCCUCACUCCCACUUAUCGUGGUUUCGACAGUUUCUACGGGUUCCACUAUGGCGAGGAAGACUACUACACCCACUGCCAGACCUACCUAAACUACACCGGCCUUGACUUUUGGUUCGGGACGGAGCCACGUUGGUCUGAUCAAGGAAAGUACGCGACAACGCUAUACACAGAGAGGGCAAAGUACCUCAUUCGCAACAAGAAAAAGCUUGCUAGUGCGAUGGGCCGGUAUGAUGCCAAAUCCAGCGGAGACUUUCCGGGCUUCAACAAAGGCACCAGUCGGCUGCACUUCCACUCGUCGGGGACUUCGCCAUCAUGCCAAGAUUGA
Rhipicephalus sanguineus (brown dog tick) is the source of this 867-nucleotide messenger RNA. Its product is annotated as arylsulfatase B-like. NCBI's taxonomy places the organism in Eukaryota, Metazoa, Arthropoda, Arachnida, Ixodida, Ixodidae. The record is from RefSeq and is a predicted model, not a curated record. Bases 1 to 867 code for a protein of 288 amino acids. The transcript is spliced from 7 exons.